AUGCAAGAAGGAUUAACAGAAGAGCUCCACAGCAGCCAACCAUGUCAGAGCAAACUAAACAAGCAUGCUGGAGCACUGGUUAACAGAAGCAGAAAGACUAUGGUGACAGGAGGUGGAGGCUACCUUGGAUACAAUCUGGGAUGUGCUCUUGUCAGGUCAGGAAUUGCUGUUGUUCUGUUUGAUGUACGGAAACCUAAAUGGGAGAUUCCAAACGGAGCAGAUUUUUUCAAGGGCGAUGUGAGGGAUUAUGAUGCAGUGUUCAAAGCAUCUGAAGGGGUUGACUGUGUUUUUCAUGUGGCUGCAUGUGGAAUGUCAGGAUUAGAACAACUUCAGAAGAAAGAUCAGAUUGAAUCCAUAAAUGUCGGAGGCACAAAAAUAAUAAUUGAUGUCUGCAAACAAAGAAAUAUCCCUAGACUGAUAUAUACCAGUACAGUGAAUGUGGUAUUUGGAGGGAAUCCUAUUGAAGAAGGAGAUGAAGAAACUGUGCCAUAUUUUCCACUGGAAAAGCAAUUUAAUCAUUAUUCUAGAACAAAGGCAAUUGCAGACCAAAUGAUUCUUGCUGCUAAUGGAACUUUACUCAAAGGAGGGGGUCAGCUCCACACUUGUGUGCUACGUCCACCGGGCAUAUAUGGACCAGAAGAGCAGCGCCACCUGCCACGAGUAGCCGUAAAUAUCCAGCGGAGACUAUUUAACUUCAAGUUUGGGAAUCACAAAGUUCAGAUGAACUGGGUUCACAUAGGAAAUCUAGUACAAGCUCACUUACUAGCUGCUGAGGCUCUCACCUCUGAGAAGGGUUAUGUAGCUAGUGGUCAGGCGUAUUACAUACAUGAUGGUGAAAAUGUCAUAUUUUCUGAAUGGAUAGUCCCUCUAUUUGAAAAAUUAGGCUACAGGAAACCCUGGAUACAUAUUCCUGUUCUCCUGGUUCAUAUAGCAGCCACUGUGAUGGAAUAUCUGCACCUGAUACUAAAGCCAGUUUUUAGCUUUACACCUUUCUUGACAAGGAAUGAGGUGUGGAAUGUUACUGUAACUCACACUUUCCGAAUAGACAAGGCACGAAAUCAACUCGGUUAUAAACCCAAGAAAUUCUCAUUUGCUGAUUCUGUGGAUCAUUAUCUUAAAACAAGACCUACUUGCCAAGAAGAUCACACAUUCCUUAAAAUGGUAUUUGCUUUUGGCAUUUUGUUAAGUUUGAUCAUUCUUUCUUUCUUCUAA
This is a messenger RNA of Tauraco erythrolophus (red-crested turaco), 1212 nucleotides long. RefSeq names its product putative short-chain dehydrogenase/reductase family 42E member 2. The record is from RefSeq and is a predicted model, not a curated record. NCBI's taxonomy places the organism in Eukaryota, Metazoa, Chordata, Aves, Musophagiformes, Musophagidae. Gene Ontology annotation, biological process: steroid biosynthetic process. Gene Ontology annotation, molecular function: oxidoreductase activity, acting on the CH-OH group of donors, NAD or NADP as acceptor.